AAGACCGAUAGCAUUGCAGUAACACUCCCAUAAUUUUUUUCUUCCAAUAUCCCUAAAAAUGCACUCCCUUGCUCACUACCCCAAAUUUUCUUUCCGUCAAAUCCUUGCCGGGAGCACUGCACAACAAGCAACUGCAAAAUUUUUGGGCAUUUGAAUUCUCCUUUAACCCUCUCCUUUCCCCUGUGCUUAACCCUUCAAAUAAAUUGAAAUUCGACAGAAAAAAGAGACGGUGCCAGUUGGUGACAUUUCAUGGCUAGCAAUCCUUCCCCUCACGGGCACAUGCAUCAGCAUCAGUUUGCGUUACAGGGCACAGAGUCAAAGCCUUGUGACGCAGAAUCACUGGUGCCGGCGACCCUUUUGAUUAAGCACUUGCCAGAAGCCAUUCCUGACGUCACCCUCUCUCGGAUCUUGGCCAAUUUCGGCGCUUCCUCAGUUCGCCCUUGCUCUACUGGCAGGUUGAGAAAUUGUGCUUUUGCGGAUUUCAAAAAUGAGAUUGUGGCAUCUCAAGCACAACGGCAACUAAAUGGGUUGAGAUUUCUUGGUAAAGUCUUGUCAGCAGAGAGAGCUAGUAACCCAACUGAGAAUGGUGAAAAAAGUAGCGGAGACCAGUUGGGAAAGGACUCUAAAACAUCAAUGCUGAAGAAUGCAAAUGUAACCAAACCUAUUGAUGGAGAUACAAAAUCAGGAGCCCUCCCUAUUCCUGAACCUAUUGCUGAUAGACUUGGUGUCAAUUAUCCAUUUCCUCCACAUCUUGAGUAUGCUUACCCUCCACCUGAUGGAAAUAUAUUGACCAAUAUUGUGAAUGCUCUAAUUGCUGUUCCUCGCUUUUACACUCAGGUUCUACACUUGAUGAACAAAAUGAACAUCCCGGCUCCGUUUCGUAUGGCACUGCCCACACCUCCAUUACCUCCAGAGGUACCAGCACCGCCACCACCUCUACCUGCACCUACUGUAACUGUGAAUCCUUGGUCUGCAGAUCUGUCUAGUGGCGAAUCUGAGAUGGAAUCUUCAGAUGAGGAGGAUGAAGCAAGAAUAAGAAAGUCUGGACAAAAGCGUGCCAGGCGUGAGACCAUUGUUGGCCCUGCUAUUGAUAAGGGUGUGGCUCAUGAGUCUGUUGGAGUAAAACCAGCCACCUUGGUUCCAAAGGAAAUCCCUGUGAUAAAAAAGAACCAUGUCUUAAAGAUAAACAUUGUUCCCAAAGCAACAGUGAAAGAACAUAAAGAUGAUGACACAACACAAGAGUUACAAGAGCCAGAAAAAGAUGUUCCGGAUCCUAACAAAUUUUUGACUCCAGAUGAAUUGGAGAGAGGAAAGUUGCCUCCUGAGGAAAUCUUAUCCCUUCCAAUGUUUAAGAACUAUACAGCUGGAAAUCCUGCUCCUGUGUUGUAUAUUAAGAAUUUGGCAAAAGAUGUGAUUGCUGAUGAUUUCUAUUUUAUAUUUGGCUCCUUGUUUGGAAGUAUUGAUGCUGCUAAGUCUGGUCUUCAAGUCAAACUGAUGCAGGAAGGACGGAUGAGGGGUCAAGCGUUUAUAACGUUUCCCUCCAUUGAGUUGGCCCAUCAUGCUUUGAAUCUAGUGAAUGGAUAUGUAUUAAAAGGCAAGCCAAUGAUCAUCCAGUUUGGUCGAAAUCCUACUGCUGCUAAGGCAACUUAAAUCUAUGGACACAGGAAUUGCUCUUUGCUUGAUUGCACGUAUAACGGACAGCUAAUGAUGCAUUCUUCGUUCACUCCUUGGUGAGGACUCUGCAUUAGACCACUGCCACCACCACAUUCUGGAAUGUCAGUGAUAUGGAUGCUGGCAUGUACAUUCUCCUUGGAUUUAUGGAUGAAAAAUGAAUCUAGAGUCACAUUGCUGGCAAGAGGCGUUGGAAAUGCAGACCAAGGUCAUUGCAGAAAACGUCGUAUAUAGUAACAAUUUUUUUUUAAUGUAUUGUACAUUCAACUAAGAGGAUCCUCUUGGUUAAAUUAAGCAUAUAGGAAAUACAUGAUUUUUUGGUUCAUUUUCGGCUGUGGAAACAAAAAUAUAGGAAACUUGGAUCCAGCAACGUUGGACAAUUAUGGUUCUGACAACAAUGGCUCCGGCAUGGACAUUACAUUAGGUUUAGAUAAUCUUUUGUUAUCAGACUAGUAAUUGGACACAUUUUUUUCCAAGGAAAAUCUAGUGAGUUGCAGCUUGUCAUUGCCAACAUA
Molecule: messenger RNA, 2186 nt
Organism: Glycine soja
Lineage: Eukaryota; Viridiplantae; Streptophyta; Magnoliopsida; Fabales; Fabaceae
Product: U11/U12 small nuclear ribonucleoprotein 65 kDa protein-like
Exons: 11
Coding region: 250-1650 (466 amino acids)
Biological process (GO): mRNA splicing, via spliceosome
Cellular component (GO): U12-type spliceosomal complex
Molecular function (GO): pre-mRNA intronic binding; U12 snRNA binding
Source: RefSeq, a predicted model, not a curated record